AUGGACGACACGCGUGCAAGCUGGAACGACGAAAAAGGCGCUACGUGGCUCACCGAAAUGAUACAUCAAGCGCAUGUUCUGGGAAAGAGCGCACACAGCGGCAAAAAGCUCAACGCCACGCACAAGCUCAAGUACAACGUACAACAACUGAAAGGAAGACAUGCGGAACUCAAGAAGCAGUACUCUGUUGCAUCCCAAAUGGUCAAGCCGUCGGGAAUCGGCUUCGAAGCAGUGACGUGUCGCUUUGUGUGUACGGAGGGCUCGUGGGCCCAUUUCCUUCGCGAUAAGCCAAAGAAAUGGGCACUGUGGGAGACUAAGCGUUUCCCUCAGUACCCGCUGUGUCAAGCGCUGUACGACGGCACUUUGGCGACUGGCGAGUUCGAAUCUUCAUCGACUCAAGCUGCGAAUCAUCGUCAUCACCACGAAGACGACUCAAGCGACGAAUUCGGUGACGACCCACCAUCCUUUGUGAUGCCAAGUGUGGAAGAGAAAGAAGAAGAUGACACAGGCAACGCAUCGGACGACAACAACCGAGGUCGUCGGUCAGUUCAGACGCCGAACCAAAAGCCUGCGAAGCGCGUACGGCAAUCCUUGGCUUCUGUAAUGGUGGCCGAGAUGCGUGCAUUUCGCGAAAAUGGCAAGGAAGAGCUGGAUGUCAUGAAGAAGGGUUUGGGCUCCAUUGACGAAGAAAACAAGGCAACGUCCCCAGUUGAAGCGGCGAUGGAUGCCCUCCACGAUGAGUUCGAGUACUUGCUGGGGGCUGCCGACCUGUCGUUCGCCUACGAAGUCCUUGAGAAUCCAGCGAAGGCAGCCCAAUUUGUGCGCAUGCGUGGCGAAGCACGUGAAGUCUGGUUGCGGCGUCAUAUUCAAACGAAAGCUCGUGAACACGAACGCAUUUUUGGGGGAGGUCAGGAGUAGGUAGUUAAAUCAACUAACGUAGAUGGCCAAUUUAUGGUGCA
This is a messenger RNA of Aphanomyces astaci, 959 nucleotides long. RefSeq lists its product as hypothetical. The coding region runs from base 1 to 918 and encodes 305 amino acids. NCBI's taxonomy places the organism in Eukaryota, Oomycota, Saprolegniomycetes, Saprolegniales, Verrucalvaceae. The record is from RefSeq and is a predicted model, not a curated record. The transcript has 2 exons.